Messenger RNA from Gastrolobium bilobum, 751 nucleotides. Its product is annotated as dihydroneopterin aldolase 2-like. Gene Ontology annotation, cellular component: cytoplasm. NCBI's taxonomy places the organism in Eukaryota, Viridiplantae, Streptophyta, Magnoliopsida, Fabales, Fabaceae. The record is from RefSeq and is a predicted model, not a curated record. Gene Ontology annotation, molecular function: dihydroneopterin aldolase activity. The coding region runs from base 103 to 501 and encodes 132 amino acids. The transcript is spliced from 3 exons. Gene Ontology annotation, biological process: folic acid-containing compound metabolic process.
UAAUAAUAUAAUUAUUGAACUCUAGGAGAGAGAGAGAGAGAGCGCUACAAAACAUUUACUUGAGCUGCAGCAAGUGGUGAGUAGUGGCUUCGCACCCAAUCGAUGGAAGCUGAUGCACCGACAUGGGGAGACAAACUCAUAUUGAGGGGAUUGACAUUCCAUGGUUUUCAUGGAGCAAAGCCCGAAGAAAGGAAGCUGGGCCAGAAGUUUUUGGUUGACGUUGACGCUUGGAUGGAUCUCAGAUCAGCUGGCAAUUCUGAUCAAUUGUCAGAUACAGUUAGUUACACUGAAAUAUAUCGCAUAGCUAAGGAAGUUCUUGAAGAGUCACCUCACAACCUUCUGGAGUCAGUGGCUCAAAAAAUUGCUAUCACUACUCUGACUAAUCAUCAACAGAUAUCUGCUGUUCGUGUGAAGGUUGGAAAGCCUCAUGUGGCAGUUAGGGGUCCAGUUGAUUACUUAGGCGUUGAGAUUCUUAGACUCAGAAGCGAUUUGCCAAGCUAGAACUUUCAUAUUUACUGCUGCAGGUUUUUUUACAUCUUCAAGUUCCAUUGGAUCCACAAGUAACACAAUCAUCUCUCUCUCUCUCUCUUAUCAAUCUUGCUAAUAAAUUUGAAAGAUGAAAGUUAGGCAUACAGUGUAAUGCAGUGACACAGAGUUUUAUUUGGUGAGUUCACAAAGAGUAUGCUAGUGAAGUUUAUAGAUAUGUAACUAUCAGUCUAUGGUUUCUUAAUACAUUGUUCAUUUUGUAAUU